GAAGCUGCAAAACUGGAUGGAAGCAGCGCAUAAUGUCCGAAUAGAAUUGUGGACUGCCUUCAAACUUCUCUGAGGGGGAAAUUUGGGCGAGCAACAAAAUAUUGCCAAGCUAAGGUGAUUUCAACCUUCGGUAACCUAAACAUACCCACAAUGUCGGUUUUACGGCUCCUUUCGCGGUUGUUGUGGCUUUUUCGAUAUUCUACGCCGAUGAUCAUGAUCGCAUUUUCAUCGAUAUCAAUAUCGGCAUUUUCUUUUCGAUUUCCCAAAACAAAUYGUAUGCAAAGAGAAGGUGGUCGACGAAACRAUGUUGGCAUGGGAUAUCGAAUACGGCAGUCGGGKGCGCCAUCGUCUAAAUUAUCGGCUCCCAGGAUAUCUCAUCGAUCGUUUCAACACGUUUCUUUGUUGCCGUUUUCCUCGGCUUUAUAUUCUGCACAACGUGGACCCUUCGAAAAGGAAACAAAAUGUCGCGACAUGGGGUCUCUCUCGGACUGGGCCCGCAGAUGCGAAGUCGUCCUAGCCGACGGUAUAGAACUCGCUGAGGACGCACUGGGGGACUGGAGCUUGAGGUCUACAAAAUUCAUCGAACAGGGGAAUGCUAUUAUUACCGUUCCGGCGCAGGUUAUUUUCACGAGCGAUAUCACUGGUGAUUCAUUUUUACCGUAUUAUAGUGAAAUCGAUAUGCAAAAUGUUUGCGCAUGGAUUGAGACAGAACUAGAAAUGGGAUCACAAUCCAACCAAGAUUAUCUACCGGAGUAUACGCUUGUUUACAAAUUAAUUCAAGAAGUCUAUCUGGAUUCAAACUCUCGGUGGUACGAGUGGUGGAAAUCUUUGCCCUCCGAGUUUUCUACUGGGCUGUAUUUGGAUGAGGUAGAGCGGAACUAUGUGGAACGCAUGACUGGCGACUUCUUAAGAAUCCAGAGUCUACAAUUCCAAGCAUGCUUAGAACUCUUCGAAAAGUUACUUUCAACUCAAGGAACUAACGGAGGAAAACCAUUGAUACCAACCGACUUUCAUCAAUGGCUGGUAGGACUUCAGAAAAGCAACAAUGAGGAAUUGAGCUUUUGUGACUUAGUCAAAUGGGCUUACACAAUCGUUUUUACUCGUAGUUGGAGAUCACCUGACCGCAAAGACGCUCAAAUUGUUCCACUUGGUGAUCUAGCCAACCAUGAUAGUCAGUUUKCCAACUUGAAGCCUGGAUUUCGAAAAAUGGACGGUGCCUUUCAAUUCUUUGUGACAAGUGAUAUCGAUGCAGUGGGACCAGCCCCAUUAUAUUUGUCGUACGGUUUGACCUAUGCACCUGCCAGAUAUUUAGUGAUCUUUGGAUUUUGUGACGUAACGGCUGGAUACAUCGACGCAAAUCUUGACUUUUUGCARCAAAAUAGUGAUAGCAAUUGGGCAACAACUCUAGAGCCUUCCCAGUUGGUCAUUUCGACCACUAAUGGAGCGCUUUCAGAGGAAGUUUGGGUGGCUUUUCUUUACAAUUUUUUGCAGAAAGAGGAACCAGAAGUACUUGAUCAAAUACAAAAAACUUUUGCUGAGGAUGGUAAAGAACAAGGAGAUAGGCUUCUGGAAAAGCUGCUAGACACAUGGGAAUUGGAAGUUGGGAUGAGAAUUCAGUCGCAUUAUCAAAGGUUGUUAGAUGUAGAGUUUGCCCCCAUCUCAGUUACAGAGAAUGAUUUGAUGAAGCACCCAAACCUGAGUAUGGUCGUUAACUAUAACUUGUUCAUCAGAGAGACGUAUCUUGGUGUCUUGGAGCACAUCGGCUUAUUCAUAAGCCAAUCGAAGAGCCUUCAAGACGUUUCUGCUUCCAAAGGAGAGAACGGAGCAGAAGCGACUACGGAUCGUGUGUCCGACGAGCAGUCAAUUCUUCAUUUUCAAUACAAUUAUACCAAACAAACAAAUGUUGCAAAAUCUUCAUGGGAUGACAACUCUACUGACAAACUAUCGCCUGUUGUUUCGCCGCCGAUGGAAGCGUUGGCAUCCACGAACUUCAAUUCAUCAUUCCCGAAUUAUACAGAAUCGAUCCAAAUCGGAGAAAGAAAUGUCUCUCUCGCUGACAGGACAUUGGACUUCCCUUCAAAAACAAAACAAGAACUGUUCGGUUCGAAUGAACGCACUAAUUAUUCCAUUGGAAUACAGCGAUCUGUUUCUGAUGCUGAGGGGUCGCGCGAAUUAAACUCGCAAUCUUUCCAGGAAACAAAGAGCACCAACGCAACUACUACAACGAACUUCUCGGUUGGAAAUUUCAAUCCACAAUACUAUUCGAACUCGGGAACAACUGAAUCUCCCAACUCAAUUUCUGGUUCAAAUAUAGAUGGAGGCCGCGAAGAAAGGAACAACUCGAAUGCAACACCAGAAACAGCUGCUUCUUUGGAAUCAGAAUCUUAUUCAGAUUUAAAAACGAAUCUUCCCUACGAAAACUACGAUUCUCAAACUUCGUCUUUUGAUUGGUCGUCGCAAGAUACCAACUCCACCGCAACAACAGGAUAUCCUACUGAAAAUAAAUUUCCGCAAGCUCUCUCGGAUACUAUGUCUGAACUUUCUUACGGGACAUCAGACUCGCAACCUUAUUCGCUCGACCAGUCGGAUCAGACCAAUUUUCCAGCAUUCGGUAGUGAAAACAAAUAUUCACAUCCCUUUUCGGUGUAURGGACACCAACCUCACAAACUARCUCUCCUAAUCAAUCAUCAAAAGGAUGGGCUGAUGCGGCUGAACCAAACUUCUCGAAUGGAAACUUGGAUUCGCAAUCUUAUUCCAGUGACCAAACAAUGCCAGCGCAGGAAAAAACGAUUGACACGUAUGGCUUUCCAAAUGAAAAUACUUAUUCGCAGCCUGAUUCUCUCAAUACGCAAAAUCCAUCGCAACAGAAUCAAGAUCUGGUAACGGCGUAUGCGGAAUCUCUUCUUUCGGACCAGAGGGGGGAUCCUCGUCGAGAAGCAGAUUUUCAGCGCCAGCCACAGAAUACAGAAGGCGCUUCUUCCGCCGCUACUACAUACGCAGAAUACAUACAGCAGCGUCAAUCGGAAUCAAAUGACGAAUUAGGCUUACCCCCUUCUGAUAUAACAUCUGGCGAUGACUAYAACACGGGGGUCCAGAGCGGCACACCUGCCUCACCUGGAGCGGGAGGUAGUACGUUUGAUUAUGGUGGAACCUUUGAAAUAUAGUAGCUACUACUAUCUGUAUCAAUACUUAUCAUUGUCUCAGCAAAAUAGAUCUUGGUACAAAUA
Molecule: messenger RNA, 3228 nt
Organism: Pseudo-nitzschia multistriata
Lineage: Eukaryota; Bacillariophyta; Bacillariophyceae; Bacillariales; Bacillariaceae
Source: the annotation of a GenBank genome assembly